Messenger RNA from Penicillium robsamsonii, 1236 nucleotides. RefSeq names its product cyclic nucleotide-binding domain-containing protein. NCBI's taxonomy places the organism in Eukaryota, Fungi, Ascomycota, Eurotiomycetes, Eurotiales, Aspergillaceae. The transcript has a single exon. The record is from RefSeq and is a predicted model, not a curated record. Gene Ontology annotation, cellular component: cAMP-dependent protein kinase complex; nucleus. The coding region runs from base 1 to 1236 and encodes 411 amino acids. Gene Ontology annotation, molecular function: cAMP-dependent protein kinase regulator activity. Gene Ontology annotation, biological process: regulation of protein phosphorylation.
AUGGCACAAAAUUCUGCUCCGGGUUUAACCCCGGCCAUAAACACCAGAGCUGGCGACAAAUCUGCUGGCGCCGAAAAAAUUACCGACGAGUUCGAGGUGACGUCACCAACCGACCUGACUUUCCGACAGUCGAAUUUGGGUGCUUCGCCUCCGGGCACCGCUUUAUUUGGAGGUCCUGCAUUCGCUGAGGGAGAAGCACAAACGGGAAGAUCGCUGUUCAGCCGGAGUCCCUUCCAGGAUACUACCGAGGAGGGCGAACAGGAGGGGGAGCUGGCCCCGCUCCCGGCACGAUCCGCAGAGCAAGGAUUUCCUAACAAUUAUGCGCUAGGCCGUCGGACAUCGGUCUCGGCGGAAUCGUUAAAUCCCACCGAAGCUGGCUCGGAGAGCUGGUCACCUCCUCACCACCCAAAGACUGAAGAGCAGGUCUCCCGGCUGAAGAGCGCCGUCAGUAGCAACUUCCUCUUCUCUCACCUCGACGAUGAUCAAUUCUUGACUGUUCUCAACGCUCUCGUUGAGAAACCCAUUCCUGCAAAGGAUAUCAAGGUCAUCUCUCAAGGUGACGCGGGUGAUUAUUUCUACAUUGUGGAGAAGGGAAACUUUGAUGUCUAUAUCCACCCCUCCGGCGCCGUGCAGCCUGGUCCGGAUGGUUUGGGCAACAAGGUCGCCAGCACUGGACCCGGAGGAUCUUUCGGCGAGCUGGCUUUGAUGUAUAACGCCCCGCGUGCGGCGACAGUGAUCUCCACCGAGCCAAAGAGCACCUUGUGGGCCCUCGACCGCAUCACCUUCCGCCGCAUCCUGAUGGACUCGGCAUUCCAACGCCGUCGCAUGUACGAGGCUUUCCUAGAGGAAGUCCCGCUGCUUUCUUCUCUCAAGUCCUACGAGCGCUCAAAGAUCGCCGAUGCUUUGGACACCAUCAAGUACCCGGCCAAUUCCACCAUCAUCCACGAAGGCGAUCCCGGAGAUGCUUUCUACCUUUUGGAGUCGGGCGAAGCCGAGGCUACCAAGAAUGGUGUGUCCGGGCCCGUCAAGCGAUAUCGCCGGGGUGAUUACUUCGGCGAGCUUGCUUUGCUGGACGAUAAGCCACGCCAGGCGAGCAUCACCACCAAGACGGAUGUGAAGGUGGCGCGCUUGGGCCGGGAUGGAUUCAAGCGACUCCUCGGUCCCGUGGAAGGGAUGAUGAGAGGGGCCGAGUAUGAAUUGGACGGGGAAAAGUCUCCUGUUUCCAAACCAAUGUGA